UACAUCUUUACUAUUUGAACUGUCAUUAAUAAAUGAAUUUCAGAACGAACCAACGAUGGAAGUUUCUGGUAAAUCAAAACCAAAAAAGACAUUUUCUCUUUCACGAGGUUCUGCUGAGGACUUUAUAUUGUUCUGUAUCCCGUGUGAUAGAGAUGGUGCCCGGGUACCAGCAAAAGGUUAUUGUUCAACCUGCAAAGAACAUCUUUGUGACACUUGUUACAAGCACCACAAGAAACAAACUCCAUCGUGUCAUCAUAUUCUACUAGAUCGAGACUCUAUGCCAACUACACCAAGCGUUCCAGUCGUCCAAGAUGAAUUUGAUAGUUGUGAUGAUCAUGGAGAUGAAAAACUGAAAUUCUACUGCAAAGAUCAUGACAUCGUUGCUUGCAGUGUUUGUGUAACGCAGAAUCACAGGUUAUGUAAUGUGGUAUACAUACCGAAACUCUCGAAGCAUAUUCUAGACAGUGAAGAACUUAAUGAAAUAAUGGCAGAAAUGAAAGCACUGGAGGAUAAUUUUAAAUCACAGAUAAAGAGAGUAAAAGAUGAGAUGAAAGCUAUUUCUCAAAACCACGAUGGCAUAAUAAAGGCGAUUCAUCAAUUCAGAAAAGAAAUAAAUACACGUCUAGACGAAAUGGAAAAACAUGUUGUCAAAGAAGCUGACAACAUACUUAUUAAACAGCAAGCGAAUCUAAAUGAUUUGUCGACAGGUGUAAAAGAAAUCACAAGCAAACUAACUGAAAAACGAAAACGCAUUGAUAACCUGAUACAAAGAAAAUGCCUUGAUAAACUGUUUGUUGAAAUGAAAAAAAAACAACAAAGAAACGACGACAAUAAAAAUGUAAAAUUUUAUGAUACAGUUCAGAAGAAAGUCGUAUCAGAGAUAAAAUUAACAGAGUCACCUUUUGAUGUUUCAGCUUUAACGGAUGAUAGGUUUGUCGUUACUGUACCUGAUGGCACAAGUAUUCAUUUCAUGUUGCUGAGAAAUCAACACAUAGUUUCUGAACGUAAGGUAAAUAUCAACGAGGACUGUUAUGGUAUUGCUUACAGCCAAGAUAAACUUGUUGUGUCAUGUGUUAAUCCAGGGAAAGUUUUAAUUCUGGACCUGCAAGGUAAAAUAUUGCAACGGUUAAACGCAGAUAAAAGUCUGUUCAGCUUUCCCGAAUAUGUCACGGUUAAUACAGCUGGAACGUCUAUAUAUGUUAGUGACUAUGGUUAUUCUCUUGAGAAUGGUGUAAAACAACUAGACUGGCAGGGAAAUCUUUUAGAUACAUAUCAACAAGCAGAGGUAGGAAAAUAUCUACGAGGUAUUUGUGAAUUAAAUGAUGGCACAUUUCUUGUUUGUUUGGCUCAAGAUAGUGACGACAAUUUGCGAAGAGUAUCAGACAGCUGUAAGCCGUGUAAGAUAACGAUGAAUAAGAAGCUUGGUAAAUGGUACCCGGAAGCUGUGGCAUACUGUCAGAAAUCUAGAAAACUUUAUGUGUCUUAUUCUGAAAAAGGGUUCUAUAAACCAAAACAUCGGAUAAAAAUCUUUAAGGUUGACUGGUGUUAAGUUACAUCAUGAUGAAAAGUAUACAUUUAGUUUGAACUUUUACACGUUUCAAUGUAACAGUUGAAAGUUUGAUAGAGUUAUUGUUCAAAAUGAUAUUUAUAUGAUAUUUAUGUGAUUAUGUCUAUUGAAAUCAAAAUGGUGGGCUCGAAAAUAUUCUGUCAAUAUUUUUAGUUAAUUAUGUAUAACUAAGAAUAAUAGGUAAAUGUUUUUUUACUGAAAUGUAGGUUUUAAGAUAAAUAUUUUAACCGGACUAAGACUGUGAUCUCACAUUGUUAUCAA
Molecule: messenger RNA, 1828 nt
Organism: Ruditapes philippinarum (Manila clam)
Lineage: Eukaryota; Metazoa; Mollusca; Bivalvia; Venerida; Veneridae
Exons: 2
Coding region: 56-1549 (497 amino acids)
Molecular function (GO): zinc ion binding
Source: RefSeq, a predicted model, not a curated record